CCAAGGACAUAUUCAUCGCGGGAGUUUGCAUUGACGAAUUGUUGGACCGACAGGGAAGAGUUGCACACGAUCGCGAUCACGAACUUGUCUGCAAAUAUGUCUUCGGUGUGCCAACAAUGCGCACUGCGCCUGCAACGCGCCUCACAGACCACGACACGGCAUCUAUCAAAUCGAUCCUUUUCCAGCACAACUCCAGUCUCAUCAGCAUUGCCCGCCUUCGUCCCAACCAGAAACUCGGAAUUCGAUGGAAUCAUCGAGGAUCUUCGCCUGAAGCACUUCUUCCCUGCAAGCCUGAAACAGAAUGCGCGAAAAGUGCUCUACCAACAAAAGAACAGGCAACUACUCGAGGACAAUCCGCGCAUCGUCGAAUUUGGAGGAAAGCAGACUCAAUAUCAGUACAUCGAACGCCACACAGAAGUGCCGAACAGGGGCGAUCUGUUGAGAAAAGCGGUGGAUAUCAUUGCCGAUGGCGGAGAGAAGGAAUGGGCGAACCUACCGGUCCUCCUGCAGGCUUUCCACAAGAUCAUCCAGAAACCAGUGGAGGAUAAACACAUCGAAAAGCUGAUCAGGAAGGCGGGCGUGCACAACAAACUGGCCUCUUUCAUCAAAUGUCUACACAUGGUCGACCGGACAGGUCUUUCAUUGAAGAACGAUACCGUCCUGGAAGCACUCCUGCUAGCCAUUCGACGGAGAGCAUCAACGGGUGGGUUCCAGCGGAUCGCAACAACAGCCGCUCUCAAGUACGGCACAGAGGUGGCCGAUUUGUUAGAAACAGAGGAGCAUGGAACGGCUCGCGUGCUCGGUGCAAACGACCCUCGUACACGGCCGCAGGUCAUUGGUCUGUUCCUGGAACUGGUCGCUGCCAAUGUACAGAGCACCGGAGGCAAGGAUGUCGACGGGGUCGUGAAGUCGUAUGCUCAGAAACUUCUGGGCCGUAUCAAGGAGCAGCCGGCUUCUAUCGAGACCAGCAAGAUUCAGCUGCAGCCGGCGGGCCAGCAGACUCAAUUCCUCUUUGCCGUGUCCCUAUGGCACGGUCUACAGCUCGCAUCGAAGAUCCUCGGGCCGCAGAUGCCUUAUGCCGAUGUCGCGCGAACAACGCUCAAACAGUACCGAUCUGUUCUCGAUAAGCUUGAGAAGGAGUUGGAGGCUCGCCAAACCCAGCCCAACACCUACGACCGAAUGGCAAUCGACGACUGGAAGCUCGUCAAACAACCAUCAAAAGCAGCCUGAUCGAGAAACAGAAUAUUCUGCUCGAUCCCGCACUUGCUUGUUUCGUGCAAGCUCCCUUGUGUAGAGUAUUCCGUCUGGUUCUUCAGCGUCUGUAUUGUACUUCACCCUUUCUCAUCCAACUUUUUCUCCUCGUGGCGUCCGAACGAGCAUUGUCCUCUGAUGGGCGUAAGGCCCGAUCGGAGGCGCCCUCCCUACGUUUGUUGGUUCAAGCCUGCUUCCGAAAUUUCGCAUCUACGACGUAUGAACCUGCAUGUCAUUCUCGCUCGAGAUUCUUGGCAUACGGUCGAGCCCGACGCCAUGGCGCUACUCAUUUCGUCUCAUCGCCGCCGUGUGGAGAACGCCUACCUCUCAACAAAAG
Dissoconium aciculare CBS 342.82 is the source of this 1588-nucleotide messenger RNA. RefSeq lists its product as uncharacterized. Bases 97 to 1230 code for a protein of 377 amino acids. Lineage: Eukaryota; Fungi; Ascomycota; Dothideomycetes; Mycosphaerellales; Dissoconiaceae. The record is from RefSeq and is a predicted model, not a curated record. The transcript has 2 exons.